AUGGGUCUUCGUCCCUUGAUCAAGAGGGGCCGGGCGGUCAUGCGCCGCUUGGGCGCCGACAGCAAGGCUGAUACCGCGACUAGUUCUUCGGUUGAAUCUACCGAGGGGGCUACGUUCGAGGAAGCCAAGAGAGAGCCUACUGUUGAGGCUAUGACCACGGCUCAAGAACCGGAGCAGCCUUCCGACGAUCUUCAACAUGGUGUCCGCAAUGUCGAAGCCAUCACCAUGACCUGGUCCAAGACCACCUUGAUCUGUGUCUUUAUUAAUAUCUGGUUCCUCUACUUCGUCAAUGCCUUCCAGUCAUCCGUGUUCGGGAGUUUGAGCCCGUACAUUUCCAGCUCUUUCCAGGCUCACUCCUUGUCCGGUGUUCCCUCGGCUCUCGCUGAUGCUGUUACUGCGGCUUGUUACCUGCCUGUUGGAAAGCUCAUGGAUACCUGGGGCCGUGCUCAGGGUUUCCUUUUGAUGACUAUCUGCGCUACUCUUGGUCUGAUUCUGUUCGCCUCGUGUAACAGCUUCGCCAUCUACUGUGUCGGAUACAUGUUCUACCAGCUUGGUUUCAGCGGAAUGGAGUAUUGCGUCGAUGUCAUCACCGCCGAUUCCUCUACCUUGAAGAACCGAGGUCUAGCAUUCGCCUUCACCUCAUCGCCCUAUAUUAUCACCGCCUUUGCUGGCCCCAAGGUUGCCGAUGAGUUCUUAUACCAAGUAAGCUGGCGUUGGGGUAUUGGCUGUUGGGCCAUCAUUUUCCCCAUCGUCGCGGCGCCACUAUAUUUCAUGCUCCAGAGCAAUUUGAACAAGGCUGUUGAGCAGGGACAUGUCCUGAGACAGUCUAGCGGCCGCACGUUCUUGCAGAGCGUCUGGUAUUGGACCAUGCAGUUUGAUCUGCCCGGUGUUGUCAUGUUCACAAUCGGUCUCGUCUUGUUUGAGGUUCCCUUCGAUAUCGCCAGUGAGGCCCCUAAUGGCUGGGGCACCGGCUAUAUCAUUGCUAUGCUUGUUGUAGGAUUCUGCAUGCUUUUCUUGUUUGCCUUUUACGAAUGGAAGGUGGCCCCCGUGCCUCUUCUCCCUAUGGGAUUCUUGCUCGACCGGACGGUCAUUGGCGCCUGUCUCUUGGAUGCGACUUACCAGAUCUCCUACUACUGCUGGUACAACUACUUCACUUCCUUCUUGCAGGUUGUCAACAACGUGACUGUCGCUCAAGCUGGUUACAUCAGUAACACCUUUGACGUUGUCUCCGGAGUGCUUCUCAUCCUUGUCGGUUUCGUCAUUCGCAAGUCUGGCCGUUUCAAGUGGCUGCUCUACAUUUCCGUUCCUUUGUACCUUUUGUCGCAAGGUUUGAUGAUCUACUUCCGCAAGCCGAACAUGUCUGUUGGAUACCAGGUUAUGUGUCAGAUCUUCAUCUCCAUUGGUGGUUCGAUUUUCAUUAUCGUUGAGCAGCUGGCUAUUCUUGCUGCCGUAGAUCACCAGCACGUCGCCGCAGCUCUGGCCUUGCUCAAUGUCGUUGGCACCAUCGGUGGCUCUGCUGGUUAUACUAUCUGCACAGCUAUCUGGACCAAUACCUUCGAGAAGGCGCUCAUCCGCUACCUUCCUGAAUCAGCUAUGUCGAGCUUGGAUGAUAUCUACGAGAAUCUCACCACGCAGAUCAGCUACCCAGUCGGAAGUGCGACAAGGACUGCUAUUCAGCAUGCCUACGGAUACACUGAAGUGCGUUUGCUGGCCGCUGGUCUGGGUAUCAUGGCUUUGGCCAUUGCUUGGACCAUGAUGAUCAGAGAUAUUGAUCUCAAGAAGAAACCCCAAGUCCACGGAACAGUCUUCUGA
Molecule: messenger RNA, 1812 nt
Organism: Penicillium antarcticum
Lineage: Eukaryota; Fungi; Ascomycota; Eurotiomycetes; Eurotiales; Aspergillaceae
Exons: 4
Coding region: 1-1812 (603 amino acids)
Biological process (GO): transmembrane transport
Molecular function (GO): transmembrane transporter activity
Source: RefSeq, a predicted model, not a curated record